CAACAGGAAGGCUGGGGAGGGUGGGACUGUUUCUUUUCCAUUCUCCAAUUAGCUUCCAAAUCUUUUUGGAGUCAGACAAAUGUGGGCUUAUGUCCCAGAUUCAACUCUUACUCAUUGAAUCUGUUUUCUCUUCUGUCAAAUGAGAUGGUGACUAUAAGAAGGUGUGCCUCAUAAGGUCGUUGUGAGGAUUAAAUGGGAUAUUGCACAGAGUUGGCAUAUAAUAAGUGCUCAUUAAAUGGUGGCUACCUUAAUCACUUAUUCGCUUAUUUGCUAAUUCAAUAAUAAUUUACCGGGCACCUUGUAUACGACAGGGAAUUUUCUAGGAAUUCAUGGUGUGGCAUCUUGGACAAGGCACGUGAUGUCCUGGACAUUCCACUGCCAGAGACAGAUAAGGAAAUGAUAAACAGAUAAGGAAAUGUUAGGCAGACAAGAGCUAUGGUUAAAAUAAAGCAGGGUGAUAUUUUAAAAAGUGGUGGGAGCUCCUUUUGAUUGAGUAGUCAGGGAAAAAAACGUGUCUUGUUUUGUUUCUGAGCAGGGACCCUGAAAGAUUGAAGUGCAAGGCACCAGAGGAAGGCAGAUGUUGUUGACAGAAUCCUGAAGUAGGAAGAGCUCAGAGAACAAUGUGGAGGCUGGAUCAGGGAGCCGCAGGGGGAGGGGAGGAGAAGUCAGAGGGGUAUCGGGCCAUGAAAUGUAGGGCCAUGUGGACCACAAUGAGGACUUCAGAUCUUGUUCAAGCAAAAAGAGAGCAUUGGAGGCCUUGGUGAGGGUUAGGGAUAUUAACUAAUUUACAUUUUAAUAGAAUUACUCUGACUUGGAGGGCAGUGAAACGACCAUCGACCAUCGGGACUAUAAGAAUGGAAGCAUGGGGAGCAGUGAAUGGGCUUUGCAGAGAUCAAUAUGAGACAUUUUUAAGUAAACUCAACCAUUUCCAUGAUUCAUGUCAAGGCUGUAUUGAAGUUGAAUAUCACCGUAAAAAGCACACAGCUCAAUACAUUUUCACAAACUGAACACACACGUGUAAUUGACAUGCAGAGGAAGCAACAACAGAGUCCCCAGAAAGCCCCCUCUUGUCCCCUUCCAGUCACUACCCUCCCACUAUCCUGACACCACAGGUUGAUCUUAUCUGUGUUUGAACUUCGUAUAAAUAGAAUCAUGAUGCAUGGACUCUUCCGCGUCUAGCUGCUUCCGCCCAACAUUAUGUCUGUGGGUUGCAUCCAUGUUAUUGGGUGUAGCUACAGUUUGCUCUUCUCUGCCAUUAUUCUGCCAUAAUAUUCCAUUGUGUGAAUCCCUCAUGGCAUACUCUAUAUCUAUGUUGAUGAACCUUUUAUUAUGAAGCCUUCUGUGAAUAUCCUUGUUCAUUUUUUUGGUGAAUGUACACACACAUUUUUGUUGGGCUUAUGUAUCUGGGAGUGAAGUGGCUGGAUCACUGAGUGUGCAUAUGCUGAGCUUCCGUAAACACUGCCCAGCAGUUUCCCAGGCAGCUACAAAACAGUGCCCCAUUGUCCAUGAGAAAUACUUUCCAAGAUCCCCAGUGGAUGCCUGAAACCUCGGAUAGUACCGAAUGCUGUACAUUCUACAUUUAUUCCUACACAAUCACAUCGUACAAGCUCCGAGAGAGAUAUGGGGAUGUCUUCACGGUAUACCUGGGACGGAGGCCCGCGGUCAUGCUGUGUGGGAUAGAGGCCAUAAAGGAGGCCCUGGUGGACCAGGCUGAGGACUUCUCUGGCCGGGGCAAAAUCGCCAUCCUUGAGACAGUCUUCCAGGGAUAUGGCGUGUUCUUUGCCAACGGGGACCACUGGAAGACCCUCCGGCGAUUCUCUCUGGCCACCAUGAGGGACUUCGGGAUGGGAAAGCGGAGCGUGGAGGAGCGGAUUCAGGAGGAGGCUCAGUGUCUGGUGGAGGAGCUGCGGAAAUCCAAGGGAGCUCUCCUGGACCUCGCCUUCCUCUUCCAGUGCAUCACUGCCAACAUCAUCUGCUCCAUUGUCUUUGGAAAACGCUUUGACUACAAAGAUGAAGAGUUUCUGAAGCUGCUGGACCUGUCCUACCAGUCUUCCUCACUCAUCAGCUCUUUCUCUGGCCAGAUGUUUGAGCUCUUUUCUGACUUCUUGCAGUUCUUUCCCGGCCCACACAGGCAAGUCUACAAAAACCUGCAGGAAAUCAGUGCCUUUAUUGGCCGCAGUGUGGACAAGCACCGGGAAACCCUGGACCCCAGUGCCCCUCGGGACCUCAUAGAUGCCUACCUGCUGCGCAUGGAAAAAGAGAAAUCCAACCCACACAGUGAGUUCAACCAGAAGAACCUCAUCCUCAACACGCUCUCGCUCUUUUUUGCUGGCACUGAGACCACCAGUAUUACCCUCCGCUACGGCUUCCUGCUCAUGCUCAAACACCCUCAUGUCGCAGAGAGAGUCCACAAGGAGAUUGAACAGGUGAUUGGCAAACAUCGCCCUCCAGCCCUCGAAGACCGGGUCAAAAUGCCAUACACGGAUGCUGUCAUCCAUGAGAUUCAGAGAUUCUCAGACAUUGCUCCCAUUGGCUUGCCCCACAUGGUCACCAAAGACACCCACUUCCGAGGGUACAUCAUUCCCAAGGACACUGAAGUAUUUCCCAUCCUGAACUCUGCUCUCCAUGACCCACGUUACUUUGAAAAACCAGAUGCCUUCAACCCUGACCACUUUCUGGAUGCCAAUGGGGCUCUGAAGAAGAAUGAAGCUUUUAUUCCCUUUUCCUUAGGGAAGCGCAUUUGUCUUGGAGAAGGCAUAGCCAAGGCCGAAUUGUUCCUCUUCUUCACCACCAUCCUCCAGAACUUCUCCCUGGCCAGCCCUGUGGCACCUGAGAACAUCGACAUCACACCCCAGGAGAAUGGUCUGGGCAAACUACCCCAACAAUACCAGAUCCGCUUUCUGCCUCGCCAAAGGGGCUGAGGGAAGGGGGCCAAAAGAUUCCAGGGUCAUUAAGUGUCAAAGACAAUGGCCCUGACUCCCUCCACAGCUCCCUGCCUCUGAGAGACCUGCUGCGAGCCCGUGUCCUUCCCCCUCCACAGCGUCUGCUGUCUGAGCUCACGUCGCUAGUAGUGGAGGAACAGGAUUCACACUCAGGCUCUAGAACCCAAACUUCAUCACAGCGCCCUCUUUUUCAUACACAUAUUUUUAAAUGAAGAGCAAAUUCACAUAAGAUAAAAUUAACCGUUUACAAUGUGAGACGUAGUGGCAAUGUUCAUUCACAACGUUGUCCAACCAGCAGCACGUAGUUCCAAACAUUUUUAGCAUCUGCUCCGGAUGAUCAAACUACAACCCAGACCUGUUAAGCAGUCACACCCGUUACCUAUUCCCCACUGGCCCCCAGAAAACUCCAAUCUGCUUUCUGAUUCUGCGGACUUAACUAUUCUGGAUAUUUCCUAUAAAUGGCAUGACGCAGUGCGUGAUGUUUUGUGUCUGUUCUCUCACUUCGAGCAAUAUUUUCGAGCUCAUCCAUGUUGGGGACCGCAGUCAUACCUGCCCAAGUCCUCCCUCUUCCUCACUCUCUGCUGCCGCUUCUUCCUUCUUCCUGCUUUAAAAAGGCCUCUUCAGCCCAUGUCACCUGAGCCGUGUGAUUUCCUUUCAAGUCUCCUGAGAAUCAAAUAAACAGCUAAAGCC
Molecule: messenger RNA, 3632 nt
Organism: Propithecus coquereli (Coquerel's sifaka)
Lineage: Eukaryota; Metazoa; Chordata; Mammalia; Primates; Indriidae
Gene: CYP2B6
Product: cytochrome P450 2B6-like
Exons: 9
Coding region: 1506-2921 (471 amino acids)
Biological process (GO): xenobiotic metabolic process
Cellular component (GO): cytoplasm; intracellular membrane-bounded organelle
Molecular function (GO): oxidoreductase activity, acting on paired donors, with incorporation or reduction of molecular oxygen, reduced flavin or flavoprotein as one donor, and incorporation of one atom of oxygen; iron ion binding; heme binding
Source: RefSeq, a predicted model, not a curated record